AUGCGAAUGUUAAGAUUUCUUUAUACAAAUUUAAAAUUUGAAGCAUUAUCCCCUUUAACUUUGGUCCGACGUUUACAUGUCCGUUCUUUUGAGGAACUGUUGCAUAAUGCAGAUGACCAAAAGUUCAAGUCUGCUGUUACAGGUCCUAUACAAACCUUUCUUCGGCCAUUGACUCCUUCAUUAUAUCUUUUGAAUUACCUAAAACUUCGUAAUAACAAUAGUCUUAAUGAGUUGAAGCCUGUCGAGUUUCAGCUGAUUCUUCGUUCGUUUAAGCUAUUCGACAGUGGGAAUAGAUUGACUGAAAGAGAAAAAAAAACCACUGUAAAGAUACUAGACUUACUUCUUCACGAUGCUAAUGAACUGGGAAUACAACUUAACAUUGGAGAUUUUACCCAUAUUCUACGAAUUGCUAUGUAUAUUGGACACGAGCCCAUCGCUGAUAAAGUGAUCACAACCGUGAAAAAGAACGAAAUACACCCAACUUUGAAUUAUUUGAAUUGUGUCUUGGGAAAUUAUGGAGGGUCCAGAUGGUCAUUGAAUAAAUUUAGUAGUCCCGCCUGGAAGGGAAGCCCUACCCAAGAGCCAGUAUCGACUGCAAUGCUAGAAGCAGUAGAUGUCGAUUUUCCAAGAAACGGGUUCGCUCCGAAUUCCACAACUUAUGACUAUCUUAUUGUCGGACUAGCAAGAGAUGGAAAAAUUGAGGAAAUCCGCGAUCUACUCAAAAGGGUUUGGGGUAUAGGUCAAGGGAAAUCAGGAGAGUGUUUGAUUGAUAGAAAUCAUUCCUCAUACCCUACUUCGCAUACUGUCCUUUCGGUCGCCAGUGCUUUUGGAUUCCUUGGUGAUAUACCAGCUGCCGUUGAUUUAUGCAAGGAACUAUCAGAAACUUACAAGAUCCGUUUUUCUGAAUUAGCAUGGUGCUACAUAAUUUAUUGGUCGACGGCUGCUCCCCAAUUUAAAUCUGCAGCCGGUAUUACCAACAAUAGCUAUCCAGAUAUAUAUUCUCGAAUGUAUUAUCUAUUAAACAGAGAUCGAGUUCCUUAUCAGAAGAUAUACCAAAAGGUUAUUGCAUUUUAUAAAAAGAAAAAAAAGACGGGUUUAGUAGAAAGAGUUUGUCAGAGAUGGAUGAAGCAUUUGCUGCAUUCUCAAAAAUUAUUGUCGGCAAAAGAAAAUGAGAGACAGAAGGAGAUGCUAAUUCAAGAGAUUUCUUUCAUAAUAAAUAGCAAAAAAGAAGGUAAUCCUUCAAGUCAGAAUCGGAUACGCGUUAAAUGGAUGAAGUUGUUGCAUCAGUUACAGUUUUUUCUGAAGUCUUAA
This is a messenger RNA of Schizosaccharomyces osmophilus, 1311 nucleotides long. RefSeq names its product mitochondrial PPR repeat protein Ppr6 (gene ppr6). The transcript has a single exon. The coding region runs from base 1 to 1311 and encodes 436 amino acids. NCBI's taxonomy places the organism in Eukaryota, Fungi, Ascomycota, Schizosaccharomycetes, Schizosaccharomycetales, Schizosaccharomycetaceae. Gene Ontology annotation, molecular function: protein binding. The record is from RefSeq and is a predicted model, not a curated record.